GCAAAAUUUUACCAUGCUAGAACGACCCCAAGCUGAAGAACCCCUGAUAGCUACCUAGCCAAGCCUUAAGUCCCUACAACAUGAUCCCUGUCUUCAAGUCUUCGCUGUAGUUGGGUCGCUUCUAGAGGUUCGAAAUACGGUCUCCUCGGGCCCCGCUCAACUCGACAUCUCGAAGCUUCCUACGAGUUUUGGGGUUACGGAACAGCAUCUGUUCUAAGAAAGAAGCAUCAUACCUCAUUACGGGUCAUUUUAAGCUUAUCAAAAGGCACUUUUGCAUUUUGGUUUUCGGCUAUGCGGGCUAAAUUGACAAUACGACAAUUGAUGCACGUAGAGUGACAUCGCAACUGAAGAUCACGAAGCAAAAUAACAUGUUAUGACAACAUCCAAUAUAUUUUUUCUGAAGAAAAAAGGGGGGUUUUGGUUCCAUUCGUACCUAUGACAUAGGUUUGAUCGACGCGAUGGGCAGUCGAUAUAAGUAGAAACGAACAUCCUCGGUCAUCUAAAGCUGAGCAUAACACGGUCAUGCGAAAAUCACCCAACUAAUCACCACCUGGCCAUCACAAUGCAUCUCUCAAACUUCUUAACGUUAACGUCCCUCUUCCUCCUACCUACCGCCCUCGCACAGUCUACGGGCUGCGUAGAAGGCAGCAACUGCAGUUCCUGCGGGUGGUACUGCAACCAAGGAUGCAGCGCGCCACUUGAUCGCACCGAGUGUAAUCGGUGUCUAUACUGUCGGCGCGAGAGCUCAUCGUGUGGUUUUAUUGAUAUCAGUGAUACAUGGACGCAUGAUGCACCAAGCGACGAGCUAUGUGCCGCCUGCAACGAUGGAUGUUGGUGUCAUGGCGAUUGGUAUUGCAUGGACACUGCUACCGCAGCCCCACCUGGGUCACCGCCUACCCCGAAACCUACGCCGACGGGAUCUGCGCCGUUGGCAGCAAAGGCUACUAUUUCGCCCUAGAGAGGUUGACUGAAGAGGGGAAGGACGGAAGCGGCCUGUGUGAUUUUGACAAGGAGCUCGCAUCAUCGUGACCCAGGCAUAGAAACGAAGGGAUGAACGUUCACAUUGAAGGUGGAAAAUAACUUGGUCGCCGCAGUUUUUUAUUUCGCCGGAAGAUACCUUCCGUCAAUUCGAAUUACUUAGUGUUGGGUUAUGUGGUGGAUAUCAUGGAGUUUGGAUCCUUCAAGAGCAGGGGCUUGUAUAUACGGCGGAACUUUAGGGAGUUUUUACGCACUUCGUUCUCGGGAUAUUAAUUCCAUGAGGAUUAAGAUUAUGAGGAAUUGUGUACCCUUUUAAUUAUUUGUACUUCAAUAAUACACAACGAAAUAUUAUUUUGGGGGACUUUGCAG
This is a messenger RNA of Hypoxylon trugodes, 1347 nucleotides long. RefSeq lists its product as uncharacterized. The transcript has a single exon. Bases 563 to 958 code for a protein of 131 amino acids. NCBI's taxonomy places the organism in Eukaryota, Fungi, Ascomycota, Sordariomycetes, Xylariales, Hypoxylaceae. The record is from RefSeq and is a predicted model, not a curated record.